Molecule: messenger RNA, 804 nt
Organism: Henningerozyma blattae CBS 6284
Lineage: Eukaryota; Fungi; Ascomycota; Saccharomycetes; Saccharomycetales; Saccharomycetaceae
Gene: CPD1
Product: 2',3'-cyclic-nucleotide 3'-phosphodiesterase
Exons: 1
Coding region: 1-804 (267 amino acids)
Biological process (GO): cyclic nucleotide metabolic process
Molecular function (GO): 2',3'-cyclic-nucleotide 3'-phosphodiesterase activity
Source: RefSeq, a predicted model, not a curated record
AUGGCUAUCGCGCUUUGGUUUUGUCCACCUCGUUCUUCACCCACAUAUGAAUCUUUAAAUCAAUUAAUUGUCUCUUUACAGUCAUUAUUCCCAAGCUCCCCUGUUUUCGAACCUCAUAUUACUAUCACAUCUAAUUUAAUCUGUAAUAAUGAUGAUGAUGUGAAUAAAAUUUUAACGUCAUGCGUUGCCUCGAUCAAUUCAAUUAAACCAUUGCUAAAUAUAAAUAAUAAUACUAACAGUUCAACUUCAAAUAAUCAUACACCAUCCUCAAUCAGGUUGAGUUCGGAUUCUUCAUAUUCUUUUCAAGAUCAAUAUUCUUCUUCAAGGAAAAAGUAUAUAUUACCAUUAGUAUCAUUAAAUGGUUGUAGCAUAGGCAAGAAAUAUUUCAGAAAGGUUGUCCUUGAAUGUACUCCAAAUAAAUAUCUUUACAGUAUAGCUCAAAUUAUGAGAGAAUUAUACGUUGAAAGAGAUACUACAAUUACAGCAACUAAUGAAGUCAUUACUGCAAGAGAUAAAGCUAUGAAAUGGUUACAUGAGGAAUUUAAUCCUCAUGUUUCACUCCUAUAUUCUGACAGUUAUUCAAUUAGCCCCGCAUUUGUUAAAGUUAUUCAACAAAGAAUUGAGGAUUCUUUAGAUGUUGAGCUAGCUGCAAUAGAUAAUACGAAUAAUAAAAAUCAAAUUCAAUCUUGGUCAUUCGACCACAUACCAUUCCAAUCCUGGGGCUUACCAGGAACUUUUAAGAUAGUUAGAUGUGAAGGUCCAGUAGAAAAAUGGGAAGUUUUAGGUAAAGCUGAUGUUAUUUAA